This is a messenger RNA of Rhododendron vialii, 3050 nucleotides long. RefSeq lists its product as uncharacterized. The transcript has a single exon. Gene Ontology annotation, molecular function: polysaccharide binding. The record is from RefSeq and is a predicted model, not a curated record. The coding region runs from base 1 to 1044 and encodes 347 amino acids. NCBI's taxonomy places the organism in Eukaryota, Viridiplantae, Streptophyta, Magnoliopsida, Ericales, Ericaceae.
AUGAAGGAAGUAUCCGCAUAUGACGAUAACCACAGGAGUCAAAAUGGAAUUUGCCCUACUUGUUUUCUUUAUUUAUUUUCCAUCUCGUCAGCUCCAGAACUAGUACAAGUAUUUUCCUUCUCUCUCUCUCUCUGCGUUGGGGGACUGGCCCUCCCACCGGCCGGUAGCAACCCCCUUCUUCUUUCUCUUCUCCUCCUGUUUUCAGUAACCUGCAGCUACGGUAAUCAAAACCAGCAAUUCAUCAAUUCCUGCGGAGACAUCCACAACAUCUCCUUCCCUUUCCAAUUACAAGGUGACCCAUCCAACACCUGUAACGACGAAAAUUUCACUCUCUCCUGCGAUGAAAACAAUCGCACAGUCCUUCACCUCUUCUCUGGAAAAUACUACGUGAAAUCAAUCGAUUACGCUGCCCAAUCAAUCCGUCUCGUCGACGUAGGAUUUCAAUCCAACGAUAUUUGCUCGUCUUUCCCUCCCUCUUCUUUGAUCCCUAGCGAUCACUUUGAUGCGAGCCCCCGCUGGCCGUGGGAUGUGAGCUCCGUCGUGUUACUGAGUUGUGAAAACCCAGUCCAAUAUCCUAGUAUUUACAUAAACAAGACUGCUUAUUAUAACAAUGAAAACCCAGUCCAAUAUCCUAGAAUUUACAUAAACAAGACUGGUUAUUGUAACAGUACCAGAGACAAUUUGGGAAAUGGGUAUUAUUCGUAUGCUGUGGUGGGAGAUGUUAGCAUAUGGGAUAUCCCGGAUUCGUGCUUUUUGGAGGCGUUUUACCUUUCUUCGUCGCCGUUGGUCAUAGAAAGGGGAUCGAAUUUUUCGUGGUUGGAUCUCAAUGAGGUGUUGGAGUACGGAAUUGAGGCUUCGUGGUUUAACCAAUUCUGCAGCAGCACGUACUGCAGGAAAAGGGCUUCCUGCUUCGGGGAUUCUGUGAAUGUCACUGCCGUUUGCGACAAAUAUAAUUCUUUGAUCUUCGAGCAAUAUUGCGUCCCGGAUUCUUGCCCUGUCGUAUUUUUCUUCAUUGACCGGUGUUUCUUGAGUGAGAUAUUCUGAUUGUUUACUAUUCUCCAUUCUUCAAUUUUUUUGUCUAGUACUGUACUUUUUUCGGUACCAAUAUUGUUGAAAAAGGUUCAUAGACAACGACAUUUUAGACCCAAAAAAAUACAGUUUUUUGGUAUUUGUUGGUGUUUAGUGAUCUUUUUUUUCAUUUUUUUUUUCAUUUGGUCAUAAUUAAUGUUUUACAUUUUAGACGCCUCUUGUCAAAAUGGAUGAUUAAUACAAAAAAUAUAACGGAAAUCAAACAAAAAUUUAAAAUAAAUAAAAAAAAACUAACAAAACACAUGCACGAAAAAAAAAAGAAAAAAAGAAAAAAAGAAAGAAAGUUAGAGAGCAUGGUUAGUUUUCUUACCUGAUCAUUAAAAAGGUUUACCAUGAAGAAAAAUUUUCAAUGAGGAGAUAAUAUAGGACGAUACAGCCGUGCAACUUUAACGUCGACUAAUUUACAAUACUGUUCUCAAUAUUACUGUUGUUCCUGUAAGUAUAUUACUCCAGUGUAAGGAUGGCCUCUAAAUCAGACAAUUAAAAAAAAAAGAUGGCCUAUAACAUGUUAAGCUUAUUUGUAAUUCCAACUAGUUAUUGUAAACAUUGAAGUUGCGUGAUCUCAUUUUUCCACCGUAUUUUAAUAUGUAAUGGUACAGUAAUUAAUGAUUUUCUUUGACUAACAUAAAUUUUUUUCAUCCCAAAAAUGCAGGGCGCUUAUGGUUGAAAAUUACAUGUAAGUAUUUCUUCUCUGUUUGAUUGUGAUUUUUAUGAAACUGUAAGUAUUCAUUUUCCAUUGAAUAUUAAUAGUGAUUCUUGAUCGAGUUCAUAUGAUCUUGCGAGUUCUGCUCCCUGAUUUUCGCAUACACCCCUUCUGGAAUGUCUCAUCUUCUAUUGCAUGAUGCUUACUACUGGAAGCUAUGUUGUUGAAAAAUCUUACUAAUAUAUAUGUUGAGAAAGAAAGCUUCUUAGGUUGGUCUCAUUGCCGUACCAAUGGUUCCAACAUUAGAUAUUCCAAUUGCGUUUCUUAUUGCCUCCCACAAUGCGUACACUUACCCGAUAAAGUAUUUGGCAAGACUUGUUCAAAGUUUCUUCUAGUUUUGAAACAUCACCUCUUCUUUUCAUACCUCCUCGUUUCAUUGCUAAAUUUCUAUCUUUAUUUUUCGCAGAUUAUAAAUUUCUUCGGCACUUAAACGUUGGUAAGAUCUUAUCUUUCCUAUGAUCUUAUCUUUAGUGAACCAUAGUAAAACAAAAUGUUGUAUGGAAGCCGAAUAAACAAACGGUGAUUAUGAAUAUUGAAUCAAAGAACAAAACAGAUGUUUGAAGCAAACCAAACUAAUCAAACCAAACGUGAGAGAAAGAGAGAAAACAAAUAGGAGAGAGACACACAGAUUUACGUGGUUCGGCCUUACCUUAGGAUGUAAGCCUUGUUCAUGGGUAAUCGAUCGAUGGCUUCACUAAACAAAUAUGAAUGCUCAAUGAGCUACAAAAAAGAAGUUCUGCAGAAACCCUUCUAUCCAAAUCUCACCAAAGCCAAAAACAAAGGAAAAGUCUCUCAAACCCUAACCCAAUGCCUAAUUAAUAUUUACUCUCACCACAUAAUAAGAGGCAUAACAAGUGUAUUUGUACCCAAAGACAAAUUGCCUCACAAGUCCUAACCAUAUUGGGCUUUGCCUCCCACAAUGCGUACACUUACCCGAUAAAGUAUUUGGCAAGACUUGUUGAAAUUAGUUUCUUCUAGUUUUGAAGCACUUUACAUCACCUCUUCUUUUCGUACCUCCUCGUCUCAUGGCUAAAUUUCUGUCUUUAUUUUUCGCAGCUUAUCAAGUUCGUGAGCAGCUCAUAUACAAUAUUGGUAAGACCUUAUCUUUCCUACGUAGUGAACCACGGUAAAACAAAAUGUUGUAUGGAAGCCGAAUAAACAGAUGGUGAUUAUGAAUAUUGAAUUGAAGAACAAAACAUAUGUGUGAAGCAAACCAAACGUGAGAGAAAGACAGAGAAAACAAACAAAAGGAGAGAGA